Phaethon lepturus (White-tailed tropicbird) is the source of this 1180-nucleotide messenger RNA. RefSeq names its product DNA-binding protein RFX7-like. The record is from RefSeq and is a predicted model, not a curated record. The transcript has a single exon. Bases 472 to 1161 code for a protein of 229 amino acids. Lineage: Eukaryota; Metazoa; Chordata; Aves; Phaethontiformes; Phaethontidae.
UCAUCGGUUGCAAGCCACGGCAUCCUUACAAGCUAUCAGGAGCUGGUGGAAGACCGCUUCAGGAAACCUCAUGCUUUUGCUGUUCCUGGCCAGUCAUACCAGUCCCAGCCACGCCACCAUGAUACUCACUUUGGUCGCGUGACUCCUGUUUCACCUGUGCAGCACCAGGCAGCCCCUGUCAGUAGUGCCACAAAGCAAGAGGGCUUUGCUGUUCCUGCUCCUUUGGACAACAAAGGAACUGGUUCCUCUGUCAACAACAGUCUGAGAUGCCGGAGUGUGAGCCCUGCUGUCCAUCGCCAGCGUAAUCUCAGUGGAAGCACUGUUUAUCCUGUUUCAAAUAUACCACGCUCUAACCUGACACCUUUUGGAAGUCCAGUGACUCCCGAAGUUCACAAUGUAUUUGCUAAUAUCCAUGCAGACACGAGUGCCAAUAACAUAGCACAAAGAAGCCAGUCAGUCCCGUUGACUGUGAUGAUGCAGACGGCCUUCCCGUCUCUUCAGAAACAAACAAACACUAAAAAAAUAACCAAUGUGUUGUUAAGCAAACUUGAUUCUGAUAGCGAUGAUGCAGUGAGAGGUUUGGGAGUGAACAACAUGCCCUCAAAUUACACAGCCAGGAUGAAUCUCACUCAGAUUCUAGAGACGUCCGCCGCUUUUCCUAGUGCCAACCCACAAAAUAUGAUCAAUUCCAGCACUUCAGUUUAUGAAUUCCAAACACCAAAUUACCUCACAAAGAACAGCAGCACCGAUCAGAUCAGUUUUUCUUCUGGAGAUAACCAAGCACAAUCAGACAUCGGAGAGCAGCAAUUAGAUUUUAGCAGCACUGUAAAAGACCUUUUAGGGGAGGACAGUCUGCCAACAAACCAGCAGCUGGUGAAUCAGGUGGCAUCAGAUCUCAAUAACGUUGCAUCUGUCUUUCCCAGCGACAUCAGGUUGUCUUCCGAGCUCUCAGGCAGCAUUAACGAUCUGAACACUUUAGACACAAAUCUACUGUUUGAUCCAGGUCGUCAGCAGGGACAAGACGAUGAUGCUACACUGGAGGAAUUAAAAAAUGACCCCUUGUUUCAACAAAUUUGCAAUGAAUCCAUUAACUCAAUGACUACAUCAGGUUUUGAGUGGAUGGAGAGUAAGGAUCAUCCUGCUGUUGAAAUGUUGGGUUAAUCUUGUUUUAUAAUAUGUA